UCCCCGCUCUGCGCAUGCGCCUCUGCGUAGCUCAGCGGGGGCCCGGAACCUGCAGAGGGCGACAGAACCCGCGGCGCCUGCCUUUUACGUCACGCUCCGCUUGCGUGCUGGUUCCGGGUCAGAGGUCGGGCGCAGCUUGGGUCAUGGUGCAGCUCAGGCCGCGCGCGUCCCGCGCUCCGGUGUCGGCGUCGGCGAUGGUGGACGAGGGCCAGCCCGCCUCGGAGGAGGAGGCGGAGCACGGCCUGUUGCUCGGGCAGCCGAGCAGCGGCGCGGCUGCCGAGCCGCUGGAGGAAGACGAGGAAGGGGACGAUGAGCUUGACGACGAGGCCCCGGAGGAGCUGACUUUCGCCAGCGCUCAGGCGGAAGCGAAAGAAGAGGAGCGGCGAGUUCGGGAGACCGUGCGCAGAGAUAAAACGCUUCUGAAGGAGAAGAGGAAGCGACGCGAGGAGUUGUUCAUCGAACAGAAGAAAAGAAAACUUCUUCCAGAUACUAUUCUAGAGAAGUUAACUACAGCUUCACAAACUACUGUGAAGAAAUCACCGGCAAAGUUGAAAGAAGUUAAUUUGCAAAAGAAAAAUGAAGAAUGUGAGAAAGGAAGUGACUUAAAGAAAGCUAAAGAAAAAGUGCAAAAAGUACAGACUGUUGGCCAGAAUAAAAGCUACUUGGCUGUAAGGCUAAAAGACCAAGAUUUGAGAGAUUCAAGGCAAGAAGCAGCCAAAGCCUUCAUACAAAAUUGUUUAUAUGGUCCUGGAACCAACAGAACUACUGUAAACAAGUUCCUGUCUCUUGACAACAAGAGGUUACCGGUGAAAAAGGCUGCAGCCCAGUUUCUGAAUAGUGCUUGGGGAUCCCAGAAAAAACAAAAUGCCAAGAGGUUUAACAGACGUUGGAUGGUCAGAAAGAUGAAAACUUCUAAGAAGUCAGUUGACAUUACCAAAGACAAUGGCACCAGGUUUUCAGUACAAGUUUCACUGAUGGAUUCUUCCCCUUCUGGGAACAGGACCCAACAGAGGCUGCCGAAUCCCUUCCACGGCAUGUUGGUGAAUGUCAUUUGGGUUGUUGGUAAGGGAGCAGGUGGUGAUGGUGACCAUGAGAGACAACUGAGCCAAACGACCCUAUAAUCUGAGGAGUUAAUUUGCAAUAGAUAGGAUAAACAUCUGUAAAAACACCAUUAAAUGAAAGUUUUCAGGGUCCUACCUACCAGACAUUUGUCAGACAGCUGUAGCACCAAUGUAACCAUCAGCAAAAUUCAUUCUUUGCCAGAAAUGAAAAACUGAACUAAUGAUAAAAGUGACCAAACCCAUAGAAGCUGAUAACUUCUUGUGUGGAGGUGUCCAAAUUUUAAUUUUAGG
Molecule: messenger RNA, 1352 nt
Organism: Kogia breviceps (pygmy sperm whale)
Lineage: Eukaryota; Metazoa; Chordata; Mammalia; Artiodactyla; Physeteridae
Source: RefSeq, a predicted model, not a curated record